CUCAUGAGUCACUUUACUCAUUUCCAAUCACAAACCCGGAAUUCCCCGGACCGGAAAAGCACCGAGGCGGGAGAACCUCCGGGCCAAAGCGAAAAGAUACUCUUCCUUCCUGUCUAUUCUUUCCAGCAGAGACGUCCGAAGAGCAGAGACAGGGGAAGGAGCGAGCGAGGGGUUCGUUAAUGGCGUCGAGUCCCACUUCUUCUUGCAGCUCUUCGUACUCGUCGCCAUUUUCAUCUUCCAAGUUCUCGCAUCUUCCCGUGAUGGCUCUCAAGGACAAGAUUGUAGAGAAGAUUCUGGAGAAUCGCGUCACCUUGAUCGUUGGCGAGACCGGCUGCGGGAAGAGCUCGCAAAUUCCCCAGUUUCUUUUGGAAGAAAAUAUAGAACCUAUACUAUGUACACAGCCAAGGAGAUUUGCUGUUAUUGCUGUUGCUAGAAUGGUUGCAAAAUCUCGUCAAUGUGAAGUGGGGGAUGAGGUUGGGUAUCAUAUUGGACAUUCAAAGGUUGUGUCAGCAAGGUCAAAAAUUGUUUUCAAAACUGCUGGCGUCUUGUUGGAAGAAAUGCGAGAGAAGGGCUUGAAUGCACUUAAAUACAAAGUUAUCAUUCUUGAUGAAGUACAUGAAAGAUCUGUAGAGUCUGAUCUUGUCCUUGUUUGUGUGAAGCAAUUUAUGUUGAAAAAUAAUGACCUGAGGGUGGUGUUAAUGUCUGCUACUGCUGAUAUUGGAAGAUACAGGGAUUACUUCAAGGACCUUGGAAGAGGUGAAAGAGUAGAAGUGAUAGCAAUCUCUAGCUCUGGUCAGCACACCAAUUUUCAGCGAAGGGUUUCCUAUUUGGAGCAGGUAACUGAAUUUCUUGGAAUUAGUUCUGAGUCAUUGUCUGACACAUACUGUUCUGGGUCAAGCCCUUCCUUGUCUGAUGCUGAUAUUAAGCCUGAGGUGCACAAACUAAUUCAUGAUUUGGUGUUACACAUUCAUGAUAAUGAGCCAGACAUUGAGAAAAGCAUUUUGGUUUUCCUUCCAACCUACCAUUCACUGGAGCAGCAAUGGUACCUCUUGAGGCCUUUGUAUUCUUCAUUCAAAGUUCACAUCUUACAUUCCAGCAUCGACACUGAGCAAGCUCUUAUGGCUAUGAAAAUAUGGAAGUCCCAUCGUAAGGUGAUACUAGCCACAAAUAUUGCAGAAUCAUCAGUGACAAUUCCCAAAGUAGCAUUUGUCAUUGAUUCAUGCCGUUCUUUACAAGUUUUUUGGGACAGUAAUCGGAAAAAGGAUUCUGCUCAGCUUGUCUGGGUUUCUAAAUCUCAGGCUGAGCAGCGCAGAGGAAGAACUGGUCGAACUUGUGAUGGCCAGGUCUAUCGAUUGAUUACUGGAUCAUUUUUUAAUCAGCUGCAGGAUUUUGAAUGUCCUGCUAUACAGAAGUUGUCAUUGAGGCUGCAAGUACUCCUGCUGUGCUGUGCAGAAUCUAAAGCCAUAAAUGAUCCCAAAGUCUUGUUGCAGAAGGCUUUGGAUCCGCCAGAUCCUGAAGUUGUUGAAGACGCAUUGAGUUUACUUGUUUACAUCCGAGCAUUGGAGCAAACAUCUGCUAGAGGCCGGUAUGAGCCCACAUUCUAUGGACGACUUAUUGCCAGUUUCUCAUUGUCUUUUGAUGCUUCUGUCCUUAUUAUUAAGUCUGGAGACAUAGGAAUGCUACGUGAAGGUAUACUGCUUGGCAUUUUGAUGGACACACAGCCUCUUCCAAUUAUUCAUCCAUUUGGGCAAGAAAUUUUGGUAUCAACUUUCAAGUGUUUAAAUCUUACAAUUUUACAUACUCACGAUUGCUUGGACAAAUGUUCUUUCUGUUUAAUAACUUGUAUUCUUCAGUUCACAGAGUACACCGACAGCUACCUUGGUGGAUAUGGUAACAAGGCCCUUAGUGGCAGAAAAGAGGUGAUAUUUAUGGCGAACCUAUCUGCAUUUCAUUUUUGGCAGCGAGUUUUCAAGGAUAAGCACCGUCUUGAGCAUUUGAAACAACUGCUGAAUUUUGGUGAGAUGAAAGCUACCCGAGCAUUGGUCCCUAAGAUUGAACAAGAAUGGUGCUCCUUCCACAAUCUUGUGCAAUCAUCUCUGCAGCAUAUCUCUGAAAUAUAUGAGAAUAUAUUAAUUUCAGUGCACCGGUUUCGGCCUAAAUUUUUGGUUAAAUCAGACGGUCUACCUUUUUACUAUGAUCCUUAUGAAUUUGAGCAUACGUGUCUUCUCAAAAGUGAGCCAAGUGUCGAUGCAGACGCAAUUGCUACUGAUGAUGAGAAAUUUGAGAGAGUUAGUGGAACAAUGAACUGCAUUGCUGUGCCAUUUGUUGCUUCCAGCCAUUUUCGAAACAAUGAUGUUGCUGAAAAUAUGGCAACAAUUAUUAAAGAGAUGAGAGCUCAGUAUGCUGAAGACAUACCUGGCAAUCAGCAGAGUGAUGUUAAUGAUAAUGGUUUCGAUGUGGUUGGUGAGCGUGCUUUAUGUAGAUUUUUUCUCAGUGGGUCUUGCAAUAGGGGCAGUCAAUGCUUAUUCUCUCAUUCACUUCAGGCCAGAAGACCUGUUUGCAAAUUUUUCCUUUCUUUCCAGGGUUGUCGUUAUGGAGAUUCUUGUUUUUUCCUUCACGAUCUAGGUGCAUCUGGUUCUUCAUAUAAUGAAUCAAGUUUAUGUGUGCCAGAAGAUGGAGAAGCUGAUGCUGCGUCAUUUUUAAAAUUGCUUCCUACUUCUGAUGGAUCCGUUCUUGUAUUGGAUGAUACUGAUUUGCAUUUCUCCUCAAAUCUCUCUCGUUAUUGUGAUCCUUCUAAGAUAAUCUGCACAACAUGUCUGUCAGAAACAUCCAUAUGCGAACCAUCAUUAACUAACAUUAGAAUUCUCUGGGGCCUCCAUCACCCAGACAACUCAAUCAUGUCCCAAGGAAGGGAGAAUCCAAUCCCAUGGGAUGAAGUCAAAUGUGUCUUAUGGUUUCCUAACUUUGAUAGUUGUGGUGAAAGUUUGGUAGAAAAGAGACGGCUCAUGCAGAAAUUCUUUGAGUAUCUAACAAUCCGAAUGCUUGCAGAUGCCUUAUAUGAAAUGCAAGUUAUUGUUACCAUGAACAAUCUCAGAUUUUCACAAUUAGAGGUGGAAAAGCUGGGCAGAGAUUGCUUCUUCUACCUGACAGAGUCAUUUCCAUUUGAUGAAUCAAACUUGGGGGAGCUGUCGGACACAGUGGAAACUAAAAAACCGAUGUUAGCAUCAAGAGCUAUCUCAUAUGUUUUUGAUUUGCACCCUCCUACUGACAUUCAGUUUGGUGAUUACACCACCAUUUUUCACAAAUGCAUGCAUGCAUGAUAUCCAGUAGGAUGCAUAGAAGGUUUUUUGGCCUGUGCCUUUGAAGUCAUUGUUUAUUUAUUAUGUCUUAAGAAGUACAGGUGUAGAUGUUAGUUGUGUCAUUUGGAGGACUGCCUUCGGCCUUUUGUCUUUCCCUAUGAUGAGCAUAGGGAUUGCUGUCACACACAGUGCGUAUUAUAGGGAUUUGUCUUCAUGUGUGACCAAUCUAGUGGGUUAUUUAUUAUUAUGAUUUAGAGCUUUUGAUUUGUAAAUUUAUGUCUUUGUUAAUUGUAAGGUGUUUAAAUGUCAGGUAGCUGGGUUGUGAAACAUUGGGUGGUUGGCUUUUGAAUCAAAUCAAUAUUGCCCUUUCCAUUUCUUCUC
This is a messenger RNA of Malania oleifera, 3680 nucleotides long. Its product is annotated as DExH-box ATP-dependent RNA helicase DExH8. Gene Ontology annotation, molecular function: ATP binding; RNA binding; metal ion binding. The transcript has 13 exons. Gene Ontology annotation, cellular component: intracellular anatomical structure; nucleolus. The record is from RefSeq and is a predicted model, not a curated record. Lineage: Eukaryota; Viridiplantae; Streptophyta; Magnoliopsida; Santalales; Ximeniaceae. Bases 180 to 3320 code for a protein of 1046 amino acids. Gene Ontology annotation, biological process: maturation of SSU-rRNA from tricistronic rRNA transcript (SSU-rRNA, 5.8S rRNA, LSU-rRNA).